GCCGCUCCCAGCAUCUCCGCACCAGGGGCCCGCGAGGCAGAGGAGCCACCGCCGUCGCUGCCGCCGCUGAAAGACAACGGGCGAUGGGAUGAAGAUGAGACGCCACAAGCUCUUUCUGUCACUGUGCAUGGCUGGUCUCUGCCUCAUCUCCUUCCUUCACUUCCUAAAGGCCCUCUCCUAUGUCACAUUCCCCAGAGAGCUGGCAUCACUUAGCCCCAACCUGGUCUCUAACUUUUUCUGGAACAAUGCACCUGUCACGCCUCAAGUCAGCCCUGAGCCAGGGGGUCCAGAGUUCCUCCGCACACCACUCUAUUCCCACUCACCUUUACUUCAGCCUCUGUCUCCAAGCAGAGCUGGGGAGGAGUUGCAUAGAGUGGAGUUUGUGCUGCCCGAAGAUAUUUCGGAAUACUUUGUACAUACCAAAGCUGGUGGAGUCUGCUUCAAGCCAGGCACCAAGGUGCUGGAAAAGCCACUAGCAGGCCGGCCAGAUGAAAAAAUAGAGGGACCAGCUUUGGAGCGUGCGGGACGGAAACCUCUGAGCACUAGUGGGACCAAGCGGCGGAAGUGGGUGGAGUGUGUGUGCCUGCCUGGUUGGCAUGGGCCUAGCUGUGGGGUGCCCACUGUGGUCCAGUAUUCAAACCUCCCCACUAAAGACCGUCUGACACCACGAGAAGUACCCAGGCGAGUCAUUAAUGCCAUCAACGUGAACCAUGAAUUUGAUCUCUUGGAUGUACGUUUCCAUGAGCUGGGAGAUGUGGUGGAUGCAUUUGUUGUCUGCGAAUCAAAUUUCACAGCCUAUGGUGAACCGCGCCCACUCAAGUUCCGUGAGAUGCUGCUCAAUGGGUCCUUUGACUACAUCCGCCACAAGGUACUCUAUGUCUUCCUGGAUCACUUCCCUCCUGGUGGCCGGCAGGAUGGGUGGAUCGCUGAUGACUAUCUGCGCACAUUUCUGACUCGGGACGGCAUCUCCCGCCUCCGCAACUUGCGACCUGACGAUGUUUUCAUCAUUGAUGAUGCCGAUGAGAUCCCAGCCCGUGAUGGUGUGCUCUUCCUCAAACUCUAUGAUGGCUGGACAGAACCCUUUGCUUUCCAUAUGCGCAAAUCUCUCUAUGGCUUUUUCUGGAAGCAACCUGGCACCCUGGAGGUGGUUUCUGGUUGCACAGUUGGGAUGCUUCAAACUGUUUAUGCCUCAGAUGGGAUCCGUCUUCGCCGGAGGGAGUAUUAUACCAUGCCUGGCUUCCGGCAAUAUGAAAACAGCACAGGCCACAUCCUGGUACAGUGGUCCCUGGGCAGUCCUCUCCACUUUGCUGGCUGGCACUGCUCUUGGUGCUUCACACCUGAGGGAAUCUACUUCAAAUUAGUGUCAGCACAGAAUGGGGACUUUCCCCGCUGGGGGGACUACGAGGACAAGCGGGACCUUAAUUAUAUCCGGGAACUAAUCCGGACUGGUGGGUGGUUUGAUGGUACCAUUCAAGAAUACCCUCCUGCAGACCCUAAGGAACAAAUGUAUGCCCCUAAAUAUUUGCUGAAGAACUACCAGCGGUUUUGUUAUUUACUGGAGAACCCCUACCAGAAGGCAGAGGGGGCUGGGUGAUGGGAGAGGGGCUUUUAUGGGAAACUGGAACUUCAUGGAUAAAGGGGGAAGAAGUGAGGUGCAACUGCUUUUUUUCUUUCUUUCCCUCCUCUCCUCUCCAGCUGGGGAAGUGUACAUUCUCUUCAGCCGCUGUCUGCCCCUUUCCAGAAGUGAGACUUUUUGAGGGGGAGGGGGAGAUUCCUAAUCAUGUUAAUGAAGACCGGGAAAAGCAGGAAUAGCUGAUACAGUCCCUGAUGCAGCCCCUUCACCUGUCCUGUAGGAUGAGAGAACAAUCUUAUGCAGGUAGCAGAUGGAGAGAUCUACUCUCUGUGUUUGAGACACGGGGACAUGUAGGGUCACAACAGCUGGAAGCAUGGAGAUGUGAACAUGAAGUAAUCUUUACAGUAUUUUUAGUUUCGAUGAGGAUAGUGUCCACUUUAAAAGCUGGUCUUCUAAGUCAUACAAAACUAAGAACUUCCUUCCACUCCCCCUCUGACAUGCUGUCCACUCUCUCAGCCCAUAGAGAUUGCAGACAAGGGAAAGGGAGCUGAAGGCCUGGACCCUUCUUGCAGAGCCUGUUUUAAGACUUGGCCAAAGAGCACUCUAAUUCUGACAGUAUACUAAAUUAUCUUACUGCAGAUGGCUAGAAACUUAACUAGGAAGAGGAUGUGUGUGUAAGAGAAUGAGAAUGCUUGUAGGUGACUACAGGAGUCCCUGUGCUCUUCUAAGAUAUGUAUAUUUUGCCAUGUGUGUAUUAUGUUAGGGUGUGUGCGCGCAUCAGCCCAUUGUGAGAGCAUGGUUGCACCAAAGAACUCUGCUUUUCAUCUGCUGAUCAUGGACA
Messenger RNA from Eublepharis macularius, 2414 nucleotides. RefSeq names its product beta-1,4-mannosyl-glycoprotein 4-beta-N-acetylglucosaminyltransferase (gene MGAT3). Gene Ontology annotation, molecular function: beta-1,4-mannosylglycoprotein 4-beta-N-acetylglucosaminyltransferase activity. The transcript has 2 exons. NCBI's taxonomy places the organism in Eukaryota, Metazoa, Chordata, Lepidosauria, Squamata, Eublepharidae. Gene Ontology annotation, biological process: N-acetylglucosamine metabolic process; protein N-linked glycosylation. The record is from RefSeq and is a predicted model, not a curated record. Gene Ontology annotation, cellular component: membrane. Bases 89 to 1594 code for a protein of 501 amino acids.